AUGGCGUUUCUGAUUUUGUUCGGAAUGAUUCUUUUUGCAGCUGGAAAAAUGAUGAGAAGAAACGAGGCUCCUGCAGCUGAUAAAACGGCUCCUGCCCAUGAUGAUCUGGUUCUUGAUAUUGAUGAGCUAUUAACUCCUGAUUCUGCUGCUGGAAACCCGGUCAGUUUCUCCACAUCUUUGGGAUUUGUAAUAGGUCCAGAUACUCACUAUGGAACCGCAGAUCACCUGUAUAGACAAUUGGAAGAUGUAGGGAUCAAGGUCUUCAUGGAUGAUUAUGACCUCACUCCUGGAAAUGAGAUCGGGCCAGAGUUAAAAGGGGCGAUUAAGUGGUCGAGGAUCUCAAUAGCCAUCUUGUCCAGAGUUUUGCUUCUAGUAAAUGGUGCCUCAGGGAUCUGCACUCCGACUUCUCUUUAUAGAGAUGCCUUACUUGAACAUGAGAGACGUUUUCCAGAUAUCGACAAAGAUAUCGUCGAAGAAUGGAGGCGGGCUCUUGUACAGACCGCGAGUGUGGUGCAAUUGCUGAAGGAGGAUUACCAAUAUGCGGACGACAAACUGGUUGGAAUUGAUCAUCAUGUUCAAGGGAUGAUGAAAAAGCUUGGUGUUGCCUACCGCGAGGGACGAGCGAUCAAAGUACAAGGAGAAGAGGUACCUGGUGUUGAAAUAUGGGGUGAGCAAGGUGUUGGAAAGACUACCCUUGCAAAGGCUGUUUUUUAUAAGAUGCGUAAAUUGUUUGAUGCACAUAGCUUCCUAGAAAUUAGUGUGGACAAGGAAGAACAAAUUAAAGCAUUGGCCGGGAAGCUUACUUGGUUUGGUCCAGGAAGUAGAAUCAUUGUGACAAUAAACAAAAAAAAUAUUUUCAAGGCUUUCGACGUUGGAGCAGUUGAAGAACACACGGUUAAACCGAUGGAUCAACGCCAUGCUCAUAAACUCUUUUGUUUGCAUGCUUUCCAAGGGGAUGCAGCCCGAGAUGUCUCCGAAUAUUUUGGCUUGUCUUUGGACAUUGCCGAAGCUAUUGGAGGGCUUCCUUCCGAAAUUGUGCGUCAGGCUUCAUCUUUACGCGAGGAAAUGAAUAUGACUAGAUGGAAAACUACCUUGGGCUUAUUGCAAAAGAAGGCAAAAAGUAGGAAAAAGCCCCACACAUUUCAAGUCAGUUACUCAGGAGGAUCUGAGCAUGAAAAUUCCAUUUAA
Messenger RNA from Eucalyptus grandis, 1188 nucleotides. Its product is annotated as disease resistance protein RML1B-like. The record is from RefSeq and is a predicted model, not a curated record. The coding region runs from base 1 to 1188 and encodes 395 amino acids. The transcript has 5 exons. NCBI's taxonomy places the organism in Eukaryota, Viridiplantae, Streptophyta, Magnoliopsida, Myrtales, Myrtaceae. Gene Ontology annotation, biological process: defense response; signal transduction.